AUGAGCCUGUCGACCAGUGGCGAGCCGGCUUGGGGGGAGGUGGGUGGCUCUGGUGGAGAAUCGCAGACAUUCUGCCGGCCAGUCUCUGCAGCUCUGGUGCAUCGUUGUUGUCGGGUCGGAAAGGACGAAAGAGGACUUGCCGCCAUCUCGCGCACGGGCCCAGUGGACCCUGAUAGAUCCAACCCAUACGCGAUCCUAUCCCAUCGAUGGACGGACGAUGAACUUGCAUUCAAAGAUUACCACAAGCUCCACGAGCUCAACACAGCAGGCGCCGAAAAAGUGAAGAACUUCUGCGCCUUUCUGCGUGAGACCAAUCAUGCUCCUCCUGACGGGACAGAAAACGAGGAAACACGAGUGCCCGGUGGUGAACCUCGGAAUGACGGCCUUUUCAGCCCACGGAACAUUGACGGCUGGAUGGAUGACAUCGGAUCCGUGAGUUCGCUGGAUGUAGAGGAGUCACGACUCGAAUACGAAUACCGUGAAGCAUUGAGGUCGUGUGUGAUUCGCGAAGACCUUCAGAGUUUCUCGCAGCCUGUCCAUGCCACUGAGCCAUCGAACGGCAGUAGCCUUCCAGGAAGCUCCUCAGCUCCAGCAGACGCAGAUAGCUGGAGUCACGGCAUGAGCAACACCCCAGCUGCUGGGUUCACCUCAGCCAUGCCACUAGGCCAAAGCGUCAACAAUGGAUCUGUCAUCGAAUGGUUCUCGGAGCCAUGUUCAUCCUAUGGUGAGGUUCAAGAAUCAAGCCCGAAAGCGUCCAAGCAACGCAAUGACAAUGCCGAGGAAUCGUCCAAUGGUCCGGAUUCUGAGAUCGAUGAUUUCAAUACUGAAGUGCAUCACUCAGAGUGGUUCACUCGAGGUUGGGCCUUACAAGAGCUGCUCGCACCGGACGAAGUCAUUUUCUGUAAUCAAUACUGGCAUUCUAUUGGCCGCAAGAAAGACAUCGAAUUCUGCAAGAUCGUUGAAGCCGCGUUCGGGAUUCCCAUGCGACAUUUAAUGGAGCCUUCGACGACAGAUCAUGCGAGCGUGGCGCAGCGAAUGAGUUGGGCGUCCCGACGGGUGACAACUAGACAUGAAGACAUUGCGUAUUGUCUUUUGGGUCUGUUCGAUGUCCACAUGCCUCUGAUUUACGGAGAAGGCCAAAAAGCAUUUCUGCGGCUGCAGGAGGAGAUCAUCAAACAAUCCGACGACGAGUCUAUUCUAGCGUGGACUCGUCGUUCUGAGUACGAACUUAUUCAUAGGAUGCACGGCAGUAACCUGGAGCCUCUGUUAGCUACACAUCCUCGAGACUUCCUAAACUCGCAAGCUAUCUAUCGAAUCGACAUGAAGACUCGCCAGCCAUACACAAUCACGAACAAGGGACUCCAGUUCGUGGCUGACGCAACUUAUAUUGAAUACUGCGGUAUUUACAUCGUCCAACUCAACUGUGCUGAGGGUUACCUAGCUACGGCUUCUGAUAUUGAAGCCUUUACGGAGCGUUGCAGGCUCGAGUCUGCCGGCCGACAUACCACGCCAUGCUUGAUCGCGUUGAAGGAAGUUCGAAAAGGCGUGUUCGCUCGAGUUGAUUGCAACAGUAUGGAUUUGGUCAGUUUGGAGCACAGCCCUGGGGUCAUCUCGGCUCUCCGUAGGAAGGGUUGUCACUCUGUCAACAACAAGCACUUCCUGUUAGAAACUCGAGAGGCUGAAAGUGGAUGGAUACGGACUCAAGAUAGCAGGCUGGUCGCAGGAGGCAAGGUGCAAUACUUUGUCGGCCAGCCACCAUCGCAGUUGUCUCGGUGGCUCUUUGGCGACGAAGAGGAGAGAACUUGA
Molecule: messenger RNA, 1806 nt
Organism: Zasmidium cellare ATCC 36951
Lineage: Eukaryota; Fungi; Ascomycota; Dothideomycetes; Mycosphaerellales; Mycosphaerellaceae
Exons: 5
Coding region: 1-1806 (601 amino acids)
Source: RefSeq, a predicted model, not a curated record